AUGGCUUCACAAAACACUCAACUUCAAUUCCAAGACUCACUACCUUUGAUGGCAAACAAGCUAGGUGGAGACGGGUUAAUAGACGAGCUUUGCAAUGGGUUCAAUCUCUUGAUGGAUUCUAGUAAAGGAGUUAUCACCUUUGAAAGCCUUAAGAGGAAUUCAUCUUUGUUUGGAUUACAAGAUUUAAGCGAUGAGGAUCUGAGAAACAUGAUUGUGGAAGGUGAUUUUGAUGGUGAUGGUGCUCUUAGUCAGUUGGAGUUUUGUGUCUUGAUGUUUAGACUUAGUCCUGAACUCAUGGAUGGCUCUAAAUUAUGGUUGGAACAAAUGCUUCAACAAGAAAUUAAAGAUUUUUUCUAA
This is a messenger RNA of Vicia faba (fava bean), 357 nucleotides long. The record is from the annotation of a GenBank genome assembly. Lineage: Eukaryota; Viridiplantae; Streptophyta; Magnoliopsida; Fabales; Fabaceae.